Molecule: messenger RNA, 530 nt
Organism: Misgurnus anguillicaudatus (oriental weatherfish)
Lineage: Eukaryota; Metazoa; Chordata; Actinopteri; Cypriniformes; Cobitidae
Gene: slirp
Product: SRA stem-loop interacting RNA binding protein
Molecular function (GO): RNA binding
Source: RefSeq, a predicted model, not a curated record
ACUGCAUGGUUUGUUCUUGUCACGUGAUUGGGGUCAGGGGUAGCUCCUUUCGCCAAGGACGAAACAUGGCAGCGACAGCAGGAGGCAAGAAGGUGUUUGAGGUUUUUGUUUCAAAAGUGCCGUGGACGAUUGCGACGAAGGAGAUGAAGGAGUAUUUUGGACAGUUCGGCCAGGUGAAGAAAUGUCUUUUGCCAUUCGAUAAAGAGACAGGUUUUCAUCGGGGGUUUUGUUGGAUAGGGUUCAACUCAGAAGAGGGACUCCAGAAUGCACUUCAAAAAGAUCCACACAUCAUCGAAGGAGCAAAGCUCCAGGUACAAAGAAACAGAAAGGCGUUCAUUGGAAGAAAACCAAACAAGGAAGCAGAAGAGAGCUGAAAAUGCCUGAUUUUGUGUGAUGUGUAAACCAUACAGUGUCAAGUAUUGUGUCGUCCAUAAUAUGGAACUGCUAUUUAUUGUGGAUGUCUCUUCAUUAGGCAUCGAUUUGUAUUGUAUAAAAAUACCUGGAUUAAACCUAAGAAUUUUUGACUAAUA